GAUGCUGACUUGUUUAUGUCAAAGAGAGGACUGACAAGUGAAUGACUUUGGCUCGUUGGUGAGGCUCGGACCCGGCUGAGGCUUUUCUCUUGUGUCUGUCAUUUAGCUGAGGGAGUGUAAGUUCAGUUUUGUUGCUAAUUUGUGGUUGAUAGAUAUCUCCAGAGAGCGGAGAGAGAGCAGAGAGGUUGACUGACAUUCGCAGUGGACUGAUAGGAGCUGGGUUGAAGUGUGCAGGCUAGUCCAGUAGAUGAGUGGUAGGCGGGCAGCCCUCACCCCCAGCAGUUCUCAGCCCCGUACCCGCUCCUGUUGUCCUGGGCACAUAAACACAUAGAGGACGCAGAGCAGCAGAAAGAGGAGGAGGUGGAGGAGGAGCAGGGUCAUCCAUGGAGCUGUGAGGGACACAGAUGCCCAAGUGUGGAUCUUCAGCAGAGAAGGAGUGCCUUGGAGAAGACAUCUGCGAUGAACAAAACCAAGAGGAAACCCCACGUGGAGAGCCCUGGUGUGUUGAAGAGCAGAAAGCUGGUCCAGCGGAGGAGGAAUACAUGUCCCAGCCCUCAGGACAUCAGCCGGGCCCUGCAGAGCCCGACCUCCAGCCCCAGUGCCAGUGCUGCCAGCCUGGAUGAGCUCAUACAGCGCUGUCUCAACUGCUUCGAUUCUGAGGGGAAGCUGACGAGCCCCAGAGGGUCCCAGCUGGUCCACAUGACCCUGAUGAUGCACAGCUGGGUGGUGCCCUCUCAGACGUUUGCCCAGAAACUUCUCAGCCUUUGUAAGGAUUGUCCAUCUGACAGGAGGGGAGCGAGACGGCUGCAGAUCUGCCACCUCAUCAGGCAGUGGAUCAGCCAGUUCCCUAUGGUGUUCGAAGCAGACCCCCUCCUCGAGCAAACCAAGGGGGACCUGUGGGCUCUGGUUCGGUCAGAUGGAGAGGAAUCACAUUCUCAGCUCAUCGACACCUCUUGCAUAAACCCUCAUGAGAACAUAUCCCAGGCGCCCUCGCCCUCCGUGAAGAAGAGGAAAGUGUCUUUGCUCUUUGACCACAUGGAGCCGGACGAGAUGGCCGAGCACCUCAGCUACCUGGAGUUUAAGAACUUCUGUAACGUCUCAUUCCUGGACUACCGAAGUUACGUGGUGCGAGGCUCGGUGAGGGACAACCCUGCGCUGGAGCGUUCAGUCAUGAUGUGUAAUGGGGUGUCCCAGUGGGUCCAGCUUAUGAUACUCAGCAGACACACAGCCCAGCAGAGAGCCCAGGUCUUCACCAAGUUCAUUCACGUGGCGCAGAAACUACGCACUCUACAGAACUUCAACACUCUAAUGGCAGUGACUGGAGGCCUGUGUCACAGCUCAAUCUCCCGUCUCAAGGACACCUACAACCUGCUGCCUCCGGACAUCACUAAGGCUCUGAGUGAGAUGACAGAGCUUCUGUCCUCCCGCAGUAACUACAGCAACUACCGGCGGGUUUAUAACGAGUGCAGCGGCUUCAAGGUGCCCAUCCUGGGCGUGCACCUGAAGGACCUGAUCUCGCUGAACGAGGCUCUGCCCGACUAUCUGGAGGAGGACAAGAUCAACCUGAGCAAGCUGCAGCACCUCUACAGCAACAUCAACGACCUGCUGGCCAUCCACAGCUGCACGCCGCCCUUUGAGGCCAACAAGGACCUUCUGCAUCUUCUCACACUGUCCCUAGAUUUAUACUACACAGAGGAUGAGAUAUACGAGCUGUCCUACACCAAGGAACCCAAAAACCCAAAGAUCCAGCCCGUCGCUCCAGUUAAACCACCAGUAGUAGCAGAAUGGGGCUCAGGGGUCACCCCGAGGCUCGAUCCUGACACCAUAUCUAAACACGUCAAACAGAUGGUGGAUUCCAUAAUGAAAAACUACGACCAGAACCAGGAUGGCUAUAUUGCCCUGGAGGACUUUGAGAAAAUAGCGGCCAACUUCCCCUUCUCCUUCUGUACUCACGAAACUGACAGGCAGGGGCAAAUUAGCCGUGAAGAAAUCACCUCUUACUUCAUGAGGGGAAUGUCUGUGUGUGCUAAGCUGGGCUACAAUUUCAAUGACGUGCACAACUUCCACGAAAUCACAUACAAACGGCCAACUUUCUGUGACACUUGCGGUGGCUUUCUGUGGGGAGUCAACAAACAGGGCUACCACUGUAAAGACUGCGGGAUGAACUGUCACAGACACUGCAGGGAUCUGGUGGGAAUGGAGUGCACAAAGAAACACAAAGUCUCAGGUGGCUCGUGCCCUUGCACCCCUGCUCCUGACCUCAGAACCAAGGGCAACAGCUGGAGUUCAGAAGAUGAGGCUUUUGUUUUCCCUCAAAGCAAUGAGACAGACCACAGGGGCAUUUCUAACAGGAGAAACAACACGGUGGAUUCGACGCUGUCUGACCGCUCCACUCAGACGGAUCCUGGGGUGUGGAUGCCCGACAAAAAGGACAAGAGGGGAAACUACCACAACGCCCAUCUCCUGUACGCCUCCCCACAGGGAAAGGCGAACACCCUGCCCCACAGAACCCGAGGCUCCUCCAUGCCUGUUAGCCUGCUGGAAAAGAUGGAAGAGCUGCAUCUGUACAAAGACAAGAGCAGAGAACCAGACUGAGCACUUGGUCUCCUGCAGCUUCCCACACGGACAUGAAAAGACCAAGACACUGCUCAAACCUGUGUCAGACUGUUGGCCUUGACUUACAGCCGGCGAUACUAGAAUGAAAGCCAGUUCUGAUUUAUGAACUCCUUCACAUUUCAAGUGUGAUUCUAAGACUCCCCCCCCCCCCCCCCCCCCCCCCCCCAACCUUGUCAAUAGUUUGGCUCUGACUGUUUAGAAUAAAUAUAACCACUUGGGAUGUUUUGGUUCAUGCCAUUUCUCACUGCCAAACAGGAAAAUUCUGUCUGUUCAGGCAUCAAAAAACCUGUUUUCCUAACUUAUGACCGCCUGAUUUCACUGCAAGGUGACUUCAUUCUUUGGUGCUAAGCUUCUUUUCUAAGGCCUCAAACCAUUUGGUUAUAACAACAAUGAAAUAAGGGUUUCCCAUUACAUACACAGCUGAAGCAAGGUGGAUAUUAACACUAGCCUCCAAGCAUAUUCUGGUCAGUUCUGAAUGUGGCAACUACAUUUGCCAACUAUACUUGUGAAUUUCCAUUUUGGAGAAAGGCUUGUGUGUGUGUGUGUGUGUGUGUGUGUGUCUAUGUAUAUACACACACACACACACACACACACAGAGAGAGAGGGAGAGAGGUUUUUUUUUUUUUUUUUCCCUAAUUUGUACAAAACUGCAAUCAAGAUUCAGCGGGACUGCAAUAGAGCAUAUUUCAGAAACUGGCACAUCAUUUUUAGCUAAAUGCUAAAUUUUUUUUUUUUUUUUUUAUCCUUUUGAUGUCAAUCAUAUUACUUGAGAAAAUCCUCCGAGAAUGAGCAAUCAAACUGUGUGUGUGUGUGUGUUGUAUCUCACUAAACUCAGUGGUACCGAAAAAAAAAAAAUGAUCUUGAGAAUUUCAACAGGCGUAUACAAUUGCUUUUAUUGUAUAAAGACACAGAGCUUGGGUAACUGGUCAUAAUCAGAUUUACAUUAUCUGGUAGAAAAAAAAAGAUCUGACAGAACAAAAUAGAACUACUAGACUCGAUGAACAGCAAUCACAAAAAGUUAAAAAAAAA
Messenger RNA from Myripristis murdjan (pinecone soldierfish), 3645 nucleotides. RefSeq names its product RAS guanyl releasing protein 4 (gene rasgrp4). The coding region runs from base 460 to 2595 and encodes 711 amino acids. The transcript is spliced from 17 exons. Lineage: Eukaryota; Metazoa; Chordata; Actinopteri; Holocentriformes; Holocentridae. Gene Ontology annotation, cellular component: plasma membrane. The record is from RefSeq and is a predicted model, not a curated record. Gene Ontology annotation, molecular function: calcium ion binding; guanyl-nucleotide exchange factor activity. Gene Ontology annotation, biological process: Ras protein signal transduction.